UUACCGCGCGGCCUCGAGCCAGUCGCGAGCUCAGCGAAGUAGCGAGAGGAGCCUUAAAGGGGCCGCGCUUGCCUCUCGCCCCAUGGGGAGGCCCGUCCUCGGGCCUGCUGCGGGAGCCCCGACGCUUACCGACGGGCAUGCUGGCUCCAGCCGCUGACGACGACGACGCCACCUGCUGCUCUUCCUCCUCCGCCCCCGUCAGCCGCCGCCGCCCGCCUGCCGGGCUGGGGCCAUGCUAGGCCCGCAGGGGGCGCCCCGUCUUCUCCUGCCGCCUCCGCCGCUGCUGCUCCUGCUGCUCCUGCUCUUGCCCGGGUCGGAGGCGGCGGCGGGCGGCAACAAGACCGUAGUGCAGAAGGAGGCCGACUUCGACAAGCCCUACACGGACGCAGUCAACGGCGAGCUGCUCAACAUCUACGCCUUCAAUCACACAGUCACGAGGAACGCGACGGAGGGAGUCCGGGUGUCGGUGAACGUGCUCUCAGAGCUGAAGGAGACGCCGGUGCUCUUUGUGGUCAGGCAGAAGGAGGCCGUGGUGUCGUUCCAGGUGCCGUUAAUCCUCAGGGGCCUGUACCAGCGGAAGUACCUCUACCAAGAUGUCAGCCGCACACUGUGCCAACCUCAGACCAAGAGUGAGGUGGAGAUGCAGUUCUUCUAUGUGGAUGUUUCUACGCUGUCCGUGAGCAACGCCUCCUACCAGCUGCAGGUCACUCGUGUGGAUAACUUUGUGCUCAGGACCAAUGAGCACUUCACCUUCAAUGCCACGGCAGCCCAGCCACAGUAUUUCAAGUAUGAGUUUCCGGAGGGUGUAGACUUUGUGAUAGUGAAGGUGACCUCCGCCAUGGCCUUCCCCUGUUCUGUCAUUUCCAUCCAGGACAUCUUGUGCCCUGUCUACGACCUGGACAACAACGUGGCCUUCAUCGGCAUGUACCAGACCAUGACCAAGAAGGCAGCCAUCACUGUGCAGAAGAAGGAUUUCCCCAGCCACAGUUUCUACGUGGUGGUUGUGGUGAAGACAGAAGACCAAGCUUGUGGUGGGCCGCUGCAUUACUACCAGUUUUCCAAAGACGAACCUGUUGACCAAGGCAACCGCCAGAAGACCCUGGACGUGGUGGUAUCGCCAGCAGUCACUUCACAGGCCUAUGUGAGUGGGAUGCUGUUCUGCCUUGGGGUUUUCCUCUCCUUCUACGUCCUGACGGUCCUCAUCGCCUGCUGGGAGAACUGGAGGCAACAGAAGAAGAAGAAGCAACUGGGACUGUUGGCUGCCAUAGAAACACCCAGUACUGAAACUGGGCAUCCCCACAUCACCCCAGACUCCUUCCUGGGGCGCCAGCCUUACAACGGCUACAGUUAUGGUUCCUUUGGUGAGUCCCAGGGGCAGAUGGUGCCUCCCCCUGAAGCCCCUCACCCCACCUGUGCUGCAGACAACGGUUCUACGGCCAGCACAGAAAAUGUCACUGACAGCCUGCUGUCCACAGAAGCAUCCUACAGUUACGCAGGGCAGGAUACCUGUCAGCAUCGCCAGAGACACUGGGCCAUUGCAAUGGAUCGCUCCCUCGAGAACAUGGCGGGGCGCCCACGGCUCGACUCGCUCAGCUCUGUGGAGGAAGACGACUACGACACGCUAGCCGACAUCGACUCGGACAAGAACGUCAUCCGCACCAAGCAAUACCUGUAUGUGGCGGAUCUGGCCCGCAAGGACAAGCGGGUGCUGCGGAAGAAAUACCAGAUUUACUUCUGGAAUAUAGCUACCAUCGCUGUCUUCUAUGCUCUGCCCGUCAUCCAGCUGGUCAUCACCUAUCAGACCGUGGUGAACGUCACCGGGAACCAAGACAUUUGCUACUAUAACUUCCUGUGCGCCCACCCGCUGGGCAAUCUCAGCGCCUUCAACAACAUCCUCAGCAACAUGGGCUACAUCCUGCUGGGGCUGCUCUUCCUGCUCAUCAUUCUGCAGCGGGAGAUCAACUACAACCGGGCACUGAUGCGCAACGACCUGCAAGCUGUGGAAUGUGGCAUCCCUAAGCACUUUGGCCUCUUCUACGCCAUGGGCACUGCCCUCAUGAUGGAGGGGCUGCUCAGCGCCUGCUACCAUGUCUGCCCCAACUACACGAACUUCCAGUUUGACACCUCUUUCAUGUACAUGAUCGCCGGGCUCUGCAUGCUGAAGCUGUACCAGAAGCGGCACCCGGAUAUCAAUGCCAGCGCUUACAGCGCCUAUGCUUGCCUGGCCAUUGUCAUCUUCUUCUCGGUCGUUGGGGUGGUCUUUGGCAAGGGCAACACGGCUUUCUGGAUCGUCUUCUCCAUCAUCCACAUCCUCUCCACUCUGCUGCUGAGCACCCAGCUCUACUACAUGGGCCGGUGGAAACUGGACUCUGGGAUCCCGCGCAGAAUCUUGCAUGUGCUUUACACGGACUGCAUCCGCCAGUGCAGCGGGCCCAUGUAUGUGGAUCGAAUGGUGCUGCUAGUGAUGGGCAACGUCAUCAACUGGUCUCUGGCUGCUUACGGCCUUAUCAUGCGGCCCAACGACUUCGCCUCCUACCUUCUGGCCAUUGGCAUCUGCAAUCUCCUCCUCUACUUCGCCUUUUACAUUAUCAUGAAGCUCCGGAGUGGGGAACGCCUCAAGCUGAUCCCCCUGCUCUGCAUCAUUUGCACUUCUGUCGUCUGGGGCUUUGCCCUCUUCUUCUUCUUCCAGGGGCUGAGCACCUGGCAGAAAACGCCGGCCGAGUCCCGCGAGCAUAACCGAGACUGCAUCCUGCUCGACUUCUUUGAUGACCACGACGUCUGGCACUUCCUCUCGUCCAUUGCCAUGUUUGGCUCCUUCCUGGUAUUACUGACUCUGGAUGAUGACCUCGAUUGUGUCCAGCGUGACAAGAUCUAUGUCUUCUAGAGGCCAGGAUUCCCCAGCAAGGGGGGAACGGGGGCUUUCCUGCCUGCUGGCUUGGGACAGGCCUUGCAAAGGCUUCUGGCUGGAGCCAGGAUUUGCAACAGGCCUCCCUACCCGUUCAAAUGCAUCGUGAAGAUGUCACCUUUGGCAGAGCCUGCAGGAGCAACCUAGGCUGACGGUGGGGGGCACACCCUCUUUCAGUAUUUGAGUCUUCACGGUGCUGGAUGCCCCGGGCAACUUUGAAUGUUGCCUGUCUUGCAUUUCCAAGAGCUCUGGAUGCCAGGCAGGCUCCGGCUGUGUCGCUUGGUCCCGCUGCUGCGCCAGGUUUUCAAGGAAAUCGGCACCUCGUUGGCUGCCAGCCUCUGAGGGUUGGCCUAUGUGCCCACCUACUCCCCUGGGCAUGGCUUGGGUCAAUAGGGAAAUGAUAGUUUCCCCCCUGCCGCUGCCUCCUCCUCCUUGUUAAAGGGGUGGGGGCUUGUUGUUAGGGGCCAAACUGGGGUCUUGCACUUCCAGCACGGGGCUCAGGAGUGGGCUGGGCAGCAGCUCCUAGGCAAAGGGGCUAACAGGAGCCUGCCUUGGGGGCCCUCGCCCUGGGAGUUCUGCAUCCGCCCAUUGCCUCACGCACAUUUCUGUCAACCCUGAGUUAAGCACAUCUUCCCCCUCUGCGGCUGAGGCCACGUUGCCUCCUAUCUCUGGACAAAGACUUCUGACCUCCAUGAUGCUGCCACAACUGGUGUGAUCUUCCUUCCAAGCGUGGCCUUUCUGAGGGGUGGGUGGCGCUCAAUGGGGCCCCUCUUGCCAACUAGAUGCCACUGCCCUUGCUCUGGGAUGACUGCCAUGCCCAGGAGGAAGGGGGCACCGUUUUAUCUCUGUUCUUAAAGCACACGCGGCAUUGGGGAAGGGGCUCUCUCUUCAGUGCCUAACUAAAUUAGGGUGGCAGGUUGGGCUCUGUCUCCUUGUCUCCCCUUCCGCCUGCCACUGGGUGGGCCUUGGCAGCUGCGUCGCCCCCUGACGGUUUACACUGCACUGCCUGAAGAUGUUCGCUCCUUUUUACUCUUUGUUUUCUGCUCAGACCUAGAAUCCGAUCCAGGAGGCCUCUCUCCUCUCGUUGUUCCAUACGAGCUGCCCAAAGUAGCCGUACUAAUAACAGUUAUGGGUGGCCACUCCAGGCUGCAAGCCAAAGGCCUCCUUCAGUGGCCCCCACCCACUGCACUACUGAGCAAAGAGCCUUCCCCCCCCCCAAAAAAAAUAACAAUGAGAAGGGCCUCCUACAUUCGUCCAUUCCUGGUUAUUGAUUGUGAGUUUGUUUGUUUUUUAACCAUUAUUUGUGUAAGACAUUGCAGAACAAAAUAACCGUUUUCAUUUCUUACGGAUUCUGCUGCCAAAUGCAAAGAAAUAAACAAAAGCCUUGCUUUGCC
Molecule: messenger RNA, 4299 nt
Organism: Zootoca vivipara (common lizard)
Lineage: Eukaryota; Metazoa; Chordata; Lepidosauria; Squamata; Lacertidae
Gene: SIDT2
Product: SID1 transmembrane family member 2
Biological process (GO): RNA transport
Cellular component (GO): plasma membrane; lysosome
Molecular function (GO): RNA transmembrane transporter activity; double-stranded RNA binding
Source: RefSeq, a predicted model, not a curated record